This is a messenger RNA of Chrysochloris asiatica (Cape golden mole), 1203 nucleotides long. RefSeq names its product FGFR1 oncogene partner (gene CEP43). The transcript is spliced from 13 exons. NCBI's taxonomy places the organism in Eukaryota, Metazoa, Chordata, Mammalia, Afrosoricida, Chrysochloridae. Gene Ontology annotation, molecular function: protein binding. The record is from RefSeq and is a predicted model, not a curated record. Gene Ontology annotation, biological process: microtubule anchoring. The coding region runs from base 1 to 1203 and encodes 400 amino acids. Gene Ontology annotation, cellular component: centrosome.
AUGGCGGCCACGGCGACGGCUGUGGUGGCUGAGGAGGACACGGAGCUUCGGGACCUGCUAGUGCAGACGCUGGAAAACAGCGGCGUGCUCAACCGGAUCAAGGCUGAACUCCGAGCAGCUGUGUUCCUGGCACUAGAGGAGCAAGAGAAAGUCGAGAACAAAACUCCCUUAGUCAAUGAGAGUCUGAAGAGGUUCUUAAAUACGAAAGACGGUCGUUUAGUGGCGAGUCUGGUUGCAGAGUUUCUUCAGUUUUUCCACCUUGACUUUACCUUGGCUGUUUUCCAACCUGAAACCAGCACAUUUCAAGGCCUUGAAGGUCGGGAGAAUUUAGCUCGUGACUUGGGCAUCAUUGAAGCAGAAGGCACUGUGGGCGGACCCCUGCUACUGGAGGUGAUUCGAUGUUGCCAACAGAGGAAGAAAACCCCGGCCAGCAGGGAGGGUGCACUUGAUCUGUCUGAUGUACAUUCUCCUCCAAAAUCGCCGGAAGGGAAAACAAGCUCCCACACUGUUCCAAGCAAGAUACCAAGGUAUAAAGGACAAGGUAAAAAGAAGAGAAGCGGGGAGAAGUCUGGUGAAAAGAAACCCAGUGAGACCAGCCAAAGUGAUACAAGUGUCUCCGUAUCGGAAGCCACCAGCAGGAGCAGCCGUGGCCACCUGCGGGCCCAGGAGGCCAAGAUUGGCUCGCUCUUGACCCCAAAGCCUGCUGAUGACAGUGAUAGAACUGGUCUCUGUCCCGAUGGAGACGACGGGGAGGGAGACUCUUUCUUUGAUGACCCCAUCCCUAAACCGGAAAAAACGUACGGUUGGAGAAGUGAACCCAGCAAGCCGGCAGGGAGCCUGUCCUCACUCUCGGAUGCACCGCCUUUGAAGAGUGGGCUCAGCUCCCUGGUGGGAGCCCCGUCCUUAAAAGACUCGGACAGUCAAAGGGGAAACACAGUUUUGAAAGACCUGAAAUUGGUCAGCGACAAAAUUGGCUCACUUGGAUUAGGGACUGGCGAAGAUGACGACUAUGUUGAUGAUUUUAACAGCAGCAGCCACCGCUCCGAGAAAAGUGAGAUGAGUGUUGGGGACGAGAUCGAGGAAGAGCUGUCUGCAGAUGACAUCUACACCAGCGACAAAUCGUCCAGGCUUGAAGAGCUCACGCAGGACCUCACUGUCUCCCAGCUCAGUGACGUGGCCGAUUACCUGGAGGACGUGUCCUAG